UCGGAAAGUCUGCUGCACCGAGGCACUACCUACGCCGCUGCCGUAGCGAACCGAGUCGUGUGUGCAGCAGCAGCACAGAGUCGCGGCGGCCGCGCUCGCUCUCGGCCCGCAUCCGGCACUCACUGCAUCGACUUCUCCCAAUAUAUGUAUAUAUAUAUAUCGUAUCGGUGUGUGCGCGAGUGUCUGUAUAGUCAACAGUACCGAGAGCUAUGAUAAUCUCAUAAGCCCCGUUGUGUGUCCGUGUGUCCCUCUGCGCAUCGCGGCGUCCGACGGCCGCGCCAACGCAGUGUCAGUAUAUAGCUAUACUUAUGUACACGAGAACGCAGCAGCAGCAGCAGAGUUGAAGCGACGGAACUGCAGCGGCUCUGCGCCAGUGCAGUGUAAAUAAACAGCAGUGCGGUGCAGCGAAGGAGUCCGGGGCGGCGGCCGUCGCUGGACUUUCCCCCCCCCCCCCCCGCAACGGAGGAACGAGUAUAAUAUAUGGUAUAGAGUGCGCGCUUCAGUGUCUCGUUUCCAUAAAUGUCUGUGUGUGCCGAUUCCUCCGACUGAUGGCUGCAUAGAUAACACGAGUUUUCGAAUCAGUGCGCGAUGUGAGUGCUCCUGUGCAAAAUAUACGCAAAUACAGCAGCCGGCACUCGAUACCGAAGAGAGAACGAGAGGAUUCCGGUCUGAGAGAGGAGCGGCCACUGCGCCGCGCUGUACUGCCCUUCGACAUGAUGCCAGUCCCGCGGCACUGCCGUACGCGCAAGGCCAAGGGGCGACUGCUCUGAGGGGUCCCUAGGAAAGCAUGAGGGAACGAACCCCCUCUGCGGACGACACCCCGAAGAGGGCCCCGCCAGCCCCACCUGGAGAAGCGGACGUGGCGGUGCGCAAAGCAACGGACGUGGCCAGUGCGGCAACCUGCGGGGCGUCGAAAAUGGUCGCGUCGACGCACAGCCUCGAUGACCUGGGGGUGAGCCACCUGACCAGCAGUGCCAGUCACCUUCCGCAUCAGUCCGGCCACCAUCACCACCACCACCAUCAUCACGCGGCCUACGCCAAGAGCGCUCAGGACAAGCGCAGCCGGCUGAGCGACGUCAUCAACAACCUCCGCAAGAAGGUACCUCCGCCGCCCCCGCCGCCCCCUCCGGAGCCCGCCAGCGCCGACCAGCCGGGCAGUAGCAGCAGCGUCGAGCGUAACCUGGAGACGCUGGAGAAGUACGUGAUGACGGUGCUCAACGGUGUCAUCGACGACGAGGCUAAGCAGGACAGCAGCAGCGGCAGCAGCGGCGGCAGCAGUAGCCAGGAGCUCGGCGCCAACGCGCCGGCUACCGCCCACCAGGAGGAUGCGCAGCCCGAGGACGCCCGCGGCAAGGAGCUGGCCGUCGUGCCGGCCUCGAGGGACGGCGACGAGAAGCUCGAGCCGUCCGAGGCCCACGAGAGCAAGCUCGACGCCGCGGUCCCAGCCGUGCUCGAGCUCGCCGAGAAGAAGGAGCCGGAGAAGAGAGCCGACGACGAGCCGAGGGAGACCAACCUCGAGGCCGACUCCAGCACGUCCGGCGGCGGGCAGCAGGACGAGGCCGGCUCUCCCAGGACGCUCGGCGCCAUCAUCCUCGAAAGGCUGGAACGCGCGCCCAAGAAGGACGAGACCGAAGAUCUCAGGACGGUUUGCACGGAACUGAUCAACCACCUGCUCAACGACAUCCUCCAGGCGGUCGACACGCCCGUCGACAAGGAGCUCGACUCCGGCUCGGCGCAGCAGAGCCUCCACUGCAGCCUGCCCCUCGACAAGGUCGCCUCAGUCCUGCCCAACUGCCAGCAGAGCAGCGAGACCAGCAGCAGCAGCAGCGCUAAGAGCCCGACGAAACCGAGCUCGCCGACGGUGCGGCACCUCUGCCUCUACUGCGACCGCAAGUUCCUCUCGAUCUCGUUGCGGCAGCGGCACACCGAGCGCGUCCACCAGGCCAGCAGGGGCCGUCGCUCCGAGCGAAACUCGCGCAAGCCCGGACAGCAGAGCUGCCAGUACUGCGUCGACCGAAGCCCUGAGAACCUCGAGGGUCUCUUCCAGCACAUGGUGGGCAGCCACAGCGACAAGUACCACGGCUGUCUGCAGUGCUCCACCAGGUACCUCACCCGCGACGCCCUCACCUCGCACAUCCAGGACAUCCACAGUUACGUGACCGUGCAGAUGGAGAAGCUCAAGGAGCCCAUACCCACCUCGGUGAAGGAGCUGGUCAAGCUGUCGCCGCCGCCGGUGCCGGUGCCGCAGCCCGCCGUCAAGGAGGUCAAGGAGGAGCCGAAGCAGCCCUCCCACGAGUUCGACAGCACGUUCUACAGCAGUGUCAGCUGCAACAUCCGCGAGAACCUGCUGCACCACCUCGACGGCAAGAUCCAGGACUCGGGCGCCGCCGCUCCGAGCUGCUCGGCCGGGACCGCGCCCUCGCCACCCAGCCAGGCGGCCGCCUCGCCGGAGAACAGCAGCAGCUGCAAGACGCCCCAGUACCAGCUGCCCAUAGACAUCUCGCUGACGGCCGUGACGCCGGUCUACAGCAAGGACUACCCGACGGCCCCGGAGGACUACGAGAACUCGAGCGAGUACGCGGGCAAGCCCAGCAAGAGCUGCGGUCGCGCCCAGCCGCGCAGGGUCUCAUUCGAGAAGUACAACUUCCCGCGCAAGUACGACGGCAAGGAGCAGUGGAGCUGCUCCAUUAAGGAUCUCAGCAAAUUCGACAUUUCGACGCAGCUGACGCUGCGCAAGAAGCAGCGCUUCAUCAAGGAACGCACGACGCUCAAUCGGCUAGAGGAGCUCACCGUCACGCCUCUGCCCGAGGACGACAAACCCAGCGUCGAUGAGACUCCCGAUCUUGUGCAAAGUGAAACCGCUAACGCCGCUGGUGGCGCGACUGACGCUGAGGCAACGGUGUUUAGCAGCGAGUUCGAGAGUUUCAUGAGGCUUAACAAGUGGUGCGCGGGCAGCAACGACAGGAAGAAGAACGCGGAGGUCGUCUACGCGGAGCUGACCGGCGAGUGGUCCCGACCGAGGGUCUACAUAUGCGGCGCCUGCGCCGAGAGAUACACGACGCUGAAAGAGCUGGAGGAGCACAAGUCGGCGUCGCAUCCGAACGUCUGGUGCAUGCACUUCGAGUUCUCGGGCGACCAGCGCGAGCUGUACAAGCACCUGGUCUUCCUACCUGGCCGUAGCAGCAGUCCGACUCCGAGCAUGAAGACGCGCCAGCAGACGAUCGCGGCGAACCAGUCGCCGGAGAAGGUCUGCACCAAAUGCGCCAAGAGCUGCGUCAGUCUGGGUGAGCUGCACCGACACAUGCUCGAGUGCGGAGGCGACCAGGCUUGGCUCCUCGGACUCUUCGGCAACGGCAAGAAGAAGUGCAAGUGGCGACCAUUCGGUAGCCGCAGUCGACGCCGCAGGCAGCGCGGAAUGAAGCGCAACAUACAGAACUCGCAGACGCCCAGGAACGCGGCGCCUAGGGAGAGGCCGCCACCCAGUGGGCCACGGGUCCGGCCCAGUGACCGUAAGUGCGAGAGCAUUCAAAAAAUGUUGGCCAACCUACCAGCGAAGAGAGCGACACGAAAAGUCCUCCAAGAAAACGCCGCACGAUCUCAAGGCCGACUCCGAAAUAUACAGUCUCGGCAAAUCCAGAACAAGCAAGUGCUCCGCAACAAGCUGCUCAAGAACGCAAAGUCGUUCCACCGCAAGAAGAAUCUACGCGAAGAGAAGCAGCAGGAAGACAACGCCACUGCCGACGCGGACGAGGUGGCAGAGGCGGCAGCGGCAGUCCAGCCACGCAAGCAGCACCUGCGUAACGCGCGAGUUCUCGGCAAGAAGAAAAAUAUCAAGGCCGCCGAGUUGCCCCGGCGCACCAUCAAGCUCAGAAGCGCCAUCGCCGAGCAGUCGGAGGAAGAAGAGCCGAAGAAGCGAGCGGCGAAGGCAGCUCCGGAAGAGGAGGUGAAGCCGAGGAAGAAGAAGCAACAGGAGUCGCUGAACGCCUCGCUAAAGGCGAGAUCGCAGCUGCGCACGAACGACGGCAAGUUCGCGCGUAAGAACCUGGUCUCGCUCGACGCAAAGUCCAGGCGCUCGAUCAACGACCCCGUACGGCUACUCACGCGCUCCAAACUCCGCGCCGCGGCCAAGCUAGCCUGGAAGGAGCAUACCAAGAUCUCGCGACGCAUCACGCGGUUACGUUCACUCGACGCAGUCGAGAAAUCCGUUGACAAGGAGGACGUGGAACCGGAGGCUGUCAAGUCGGCCAAGGUAACGUCGAGAACCGCGUCGAUUGAGGAGAAACCCGUGGAACAGCUGCCUGUAUAUUGCGGCAGAGGCAGGAGACCAAAGAAACUAGUGGAGGCGACGAGGCUCGCGGCUGAAGCGGCAGCGGCUAAUGAUACCGAGACAUCAAGCGAGCCCAAGACCAGGAGGUCAUCGAUUGUCGCUGCACAGCAAAAGACUAGAAGAUCGACUGCCUCGUUAGACGUCUCCUCGUCGGAUUUGUCAAAGAAGAGUUCGAAAGCUUCGCCUGCGCCAACGCCGUCGCCCGAAGACAAGCUUGGAUCCACCACGCGUAGCAACUCCAGAGCCAAGAGAGAUGUCAAGGAGAAAAGCGAACCAGCUGCCGAAAGCGCGAACAAGAAAACGGCCAAAGAGGUGAGCGACAAGAAGACACCGAAACGAGUGGAUAAGAAGGCCUCGCCCACGAGCGAAAGAUCUGAUGAUUUGGAAUUACCGAUGGAAGCACCUUCGUCCGUGAAAAAGGAGAAGGUGGGAGUUGUGAGGAAGUCGCCUAGAAACAAGGACUCGGACGUGAAGGAGUCCGCGGAGGAGACGGCAACAAAAUUGGAAGAUAAAGUUGAGGAAUCGUCACAGACGGAACCUGUUAAAGACAGUGAAAAGAAGGAUGUCGCCGUUACCGCUACUCUCGAACCAAAGGAAACAGAUGAUAAGGUCGAAAAAGAGGAGGAAGACAAGGACAAAGGAGAUGCGAGCGAGUCUGCUGUGAAGAAGGCCGUGCACGGCAAGCGACGUGGCAGAGUUAAGCGCGUCGUUGAGAAAGUUGAAGAGCAGCUGCAAGCUCCCGAGACAGCCGUGGCCGUCGAGGAAACUGUCAAAGCCGAGGAAGCCGAACCACCCAAAGACACGAGCGAAACGGAAGAACCAAAUCCCACACCCGCAGAAAUAAGCGCCGGCGAUGAUUCUUGUUCGAAGAGCAGCAGUAGCAGCAACUUGCAAAAUCUGAGUCUCGAACACCUUCAACAAGAGUCCUCCAACUCGAACAUGGACAGCGGCAAAGAGAAUUCGUCCGAGACGAUAAUUAACAUGUCGAAACUGAAGGUCGUUCGACCGAAGAAAACGAGAGGUUUGCGCAGGGACAAUAAAGCUGUGAGCACCAAACGCUCGCUAAACAGCGUCAUCGGCAUCCUUACCGAGGGAGUCAACGUGCCGGUCGAGUCGUCGCAGGAUGCAACUGUGGUGCUGACGGUGCAGACGACGGUGGAUGCAGACGUCAACAGCAACCCGGAGAACGCUUGCCAGAACAGCGAGCAACCUUCUGUUGAGAGCAGCUGUUCCAGUGCCGAAGAGAGUAACAAUAUAUCCGCGGAAGUUUGUGAUACGAGUGCCAGUGAUAGUGCGAGUGCGCCUUUGUCCGUAGAAUUAGAAAAAACGAGCGAGGAAAAAGUGAAAGAAGUGCCGGAAGAAACAAAAACUGAGAAACAGGACGUUCCAAAAGUUAGCGAAGAAAGUGAGAAGAUUACCGCGACGCCGAUCCCCGAGAAGAAGAACGACAUCGAAGUGAAACCAAGCGUGGCCGUCACCGUUGUCGAGCAGCCUGCGAACGAUAUCAUUUUGGAUUUGUCGAGAAGAAAACCCAAAGGGAAGGGAUCGUUUUUAGAAAAGAUCGUCUCGAAGAUAGCCAAAAAGAAGGAUGUCUCGCUCGAGGGUGAGAGUAGUUGUCACUUAGACAUUGCACACGUUUCGGUAGAAUGUCAAAAGAAUUUGGAGAACGUUGAGAAAAAGAAAAUUCAAGAAGCUAAUAGUACAAAAGUAACGGAGGAAAUUAAAAUUGAAAGUUUGUUAAAUAGGGACACGAGUGUGAAAUUGAGCAAAAGUGCAACGGUAAAUAUUGUAAAUAAUACUGAAAGUACCGUAUUACCCGAGAAUAAUGUAGUAGUUGAUAGUGCAUUGCCGAAGGAAGAUAAGGUAGAAGAUUCUAAUGUUACCGAACUAACGCUUGUUAAACCUGUAGAAAUUCAAGAGGAAGUUAACAAACCUGAAAGUAAAGUAGAGGAGAAAAGUAGCGAACUUCUAAAUGGUGCGAUCGAAAAUAUGGAUUCUGAUAAAUCCGUAGAGUCAGAAUCCAAAGUAGCUGUCGUAGAAGAGAAAGAAAUGGAGGCCAAGCCGGGCAGGAAGCAGAAGUCGAAGAAACGAUCCUUCGAGAGUAAUUCGCCUAAGAAAAAUAAGAAGAAGUCUGUGGAAAGCGAAAAUGCGGACGACGACGACGACGACGAUAACAAGGAGGAAAUCUGCCUGGCGGAUAUCAUGAAGCUCAUCGACAGGCCAAAGUCGAGCGAAGCGCAGAGCGAUGCCAGGGCUGAAGUUGUACAGGGGAGCGUAAAGCCGGGAAAGAGGAAAAGUCCCGACGACGAGGCGGAAUUGAAUUCUGUGAGCACGAGUAUUGAAGACUCGGCUGCGUCGAUCAAAUGUACAAAAGAUAACGAAUUAACGAAAAAGUCGAGGCGCAAGAGCAGUCAGAAGAAAAAUAAGAGUGAAAUUUCUAAAUUAGCGGACGAAAGUCGUGCGGACAAAGAAGUGAACGAUAAAAAUGAUUCUAACGUAAUUUUAGAAAAAGAAAACAUAGAAAUAAAAGUGACGAGUGAUAGUAAUGAAGGCGUUAUGGAACAAAUAAGUGCGAUUACUUUAGGACCAAUGGCAGAAGUAGAAAAAACUAAAAUUGAUGAAUCUAUAAAGCCGGAUAUUGAAAUCGAAAAAGAUGAACCAUUAGUAACAAAACCGAUCUCAGAAGUAGAAACGCCUGAGCAAACAGAAGAAAAUAUGGGCACUGAUAACGUAACAGAACAAAUUUCGGUGUCAGAUGAUACCGGAGCUCGAGAGAAACCUACCAGACGAAAGAAGAAAGGAUCCAAGAAAAAUUCCAUAAUUCAGAAACCAGAACUGACCGAAAAGUCUCCAGUCGCAGCUGACGAUGAAUCGUUCAAAAUUCCCGAAUCGACCGAAAUCGCCAAACCCUCGAAGAAACGUAGCUCUAAAAGGAAAUCAAAUGCCAAAACGAUCUCCAACGAUCAAGAUUUGGAAAAGGACGAAGACGAAACCACCGACAAACUGGAUGACAAAUCAGACUUGAGCAAUGAUAAUUUCGACCAAUAUUCGUCAAUGUCGGAAUCGGAAGAUCGAUCCACUCCUAAACGCAUUUCGAGGCGAAGCACCCGCAGCAACAAAACACUCGAAAUCGAAGAUGCGUUCGGCAGUGUCAAAGAAUCAGACGAGUCCGAUGUGUCCUCUGUCAACGAAAUGGAUUCUUCAAGACCAAGGCGUUCACAACGCAAAGCUGCUAUGGUCGACAGCAGCCGCGACGUUUCAGUAAGUUCUGUCGAUGAAAAUAACUCAUCAUCGGAAAGCAAGCCCGAGAAGAAGCGAAAUUCAAGUAGGAAAGCUAAAAAGAACGUUUCUCUUGUUGACGAGCAUCUCGAAUUAUUCAGUGAUAAUGAAGUUUUCGCUGAACCCGUAAGUCAGGAGAUUGACAAAUCAGUGACCGAAGAAAUUGUUGAAAAUAAUGCCGAUAAGAGUUUGGACGAAGUAGAAAAACAACCAUCUGUGGAAAUCGAGACGGCUGAAAAUAUUGAAGUAGAAGAGGAAUCUGCAGUAAUGCACAAAGAUGAACAAAAGGUUGAAGAGACAUUGGAUGCCAAUAAAAAAGAUGAUGCUGCAGAAACACUACCAAUGCCAAUAACGGACAAAGUCGAAAAUGCAGAAUUACAAUUAAGCUCGGUCGACGAAACUCUCGAUCUCGCGGAUAAACAAUUAUCCAUGAAUCAAGAAGUUUCUGCCUUGGAGCUCGAUGAAUCUGGGAAUCCUGAUCUACAGACGCCGAAAAAGCGAUUGGCCGGCAAUUUCGCGAUCGUCACCAAGUCCGGUAAAAUUCUCAUCGUUGAAAAGAAGAAAAAGCUUACAAAGGAAGCUGCGAAGUUCUUCUGCGACGUAUGCGCAACAAGCUUCACGCGCAAGAGCAGUCUCAAAAAGCACAACUUGUCACAAUCUCACAUUCUACAGCUUACUAUGAGCAGUGAUAAAGACGUAUCCAAGCAAAUACAGGACUUUUCUGGGCAACCCGUGAAUCUUUCUAAAGAUGUUGACGAAAAAAUUGUGGAAGAGGAAAAAGAAAACGAAAAUAGGGUCAUUGAAAACCAACAAGUUUAUAAUAGAGAUUUGGAGCAGACUUCGCCAGAAAAUCUUGUGAUCAAAGACCGAAAACCGGCUAUUGAAAAAGAGAUCGUAGAGGAACCACUGAACAUGAGCAUCGGCAAAACUACUCCCAUUAUCAUGGAUACGAUCCCGGCCAACGUUUUGCACAUCCGGGAACCUCCACUUCGAUCACCGGAGGAAGAGUUAGAGGACGAGAUGCUCGACGAAGAAAUCUGUAAAAUUACAGAGAACAUGAGUCACGACGAGUACGUGCUCACUGAUCACGUCAGUCCUGUGACACCAGAGGCCGCAUCGACGCCAGUCAAGGAAGUCGAGACGCCAGCCAAAGUACCCGCUCCGAUCAUCAAGGCUGCUCCAAAAAUGAAAAAAGAGAAGAAGAAGAAAAAUUUAGCCGACGAACAUCUCGAUUUGGACACGCCGGUUCCAACUAAAGUUUCACAGGCUGUAGCUGAAACUCCAUCGGAUGCUAGCGUUCAAAACGACCCGAUAGAAGAUAAGAACUUUGAAGAAGAUUCGAUCUUAAACAAAUCCGAGGAGGAGACUAUCAACGAAUCGUUGAACGGUAUUAGCGAAGCUGAAGUUGAAUCUGAACCUGUAAGCAGUAAAAAAUCGAGUAGCAAGAAGGAUAAGAAAUCAAAGAAAAACCAAGCGAAAAAAGAUGAAGAGAAUGAAAGUAAACGAACAAAUCGCAGUAAAAAUCAAAAUAUUUCACAAGAUGUAAAUCCAAAUGUUUUGGAAAGUUCGCGCCCAAAGAGAAACCAAUUAAGGCCGAGCUACAAGGAGGACGAUUUUGAUAUUAUCGAACCUCUAAAUGACCGCCGAGAGUCUUCAAGACCUAAGCGGGACAGAAGUAAUUUAAGUCUUGUUGAAAGCGAUCAGUCUGAUUUCGAAAACGACGAGUCUUUGAGAAAAUCAAAAGACACUUCGAAGACCAGGCGGGACAAGAGCAAUGCAAGCGUCACCGAAACUGAAACGUCCGAUGCCGAAAAGGACGUUUCUAUGAAGAAGGGUAAAGGAAAGAAGAACCAAAACAAAAAGAAAAGCGCUAAAUCGACCAAGGAACAGGAUUCCAAAAAACUCGUCGAUAAAGAAGCCGAAGGUGUUGUCGAUCAAAAUUCAGAGUUGAGCGCAGAAACAUUAAAUACAGAACUUGUGGAAACAGAUGAAUCGAUAGUCAAAGAAAAGGUUGACGAAGAACAGGGAAACGUAUCAGUCAAGACAAAGAAAGGCAAAAAGACAAAAACCACGCCUGUAGAAAAUGAAAGUGCUUCCAUUCAGGAAUAUGAAGCAAAGAUGGAAGAAGAAAAGCCCAUCGUUGAAGAAAUACCGAUAACUAAUCAAAAACAAGCAAAAUCGAAGAAAAAUCAAAACAAGCGCAAGAAGAAGAACGCACAGAAAGACGAAUCGAUACUGGAAUCUUCCAAAGACGAAUUUGACCAAGCGAACUUCUCAGAAACUUCAUCUGCGAAACAAGUGGGCGAAAAGAGCCACGACGAAAAUUCAAAACCGAGCAAUCUCCUCGAGUCUUCUUUGGAAGCCUCUGAGAACACGCUAAUUAGUCAAACAGAGAUAACGAUUCCAUCUCUGCCGAUCCGAUCAUCAAGGUCUCAUCUGGAAUCUGCGUCCAAGGACAGCGACAGUAAGCAGUCGUCGAUCUUCCCACAUCUUGGUGGUGAGAAUUUCAAAUCGUUCGAGGACUCGAAAAACGACCUCACGGCGUCGAUGUUGACUGGUUUUGACAGCGAUGAAAAUUCUCUGGACACCAACAUGUCCGUGGAUAUACAGAAACUGCUCAAUGACCCAGAGAUGACAACGGAAAUCACCAAGCAGCCCGAUGAGGACUCUCAGGGCACCGACAACAUCGAACCCGUCGACGUUCUCAACAUCAAAAAACCAGAGACGCAAAAGUCCUCGACGCCCUCUCUGGUCACCGCAGAGGAGGAGACCACAGAGAUUGAGGCUAAAGAAGAUGUGAAGAAAACUCUAAUAAAUAAAGCAGUCAGCAAGAGAUCCCAGAAAGCUUCGAAAUCCGCAGAAGGCAAAAAGUCGAAGAAACGCAGCGGACAUAAGUCGAGAAAUGACAGCAACAAGGUAGUGAACGAUGUCUCGAGCCUGAGCGAAGACAGUGAGAAUGCGGAAGAAAAAGAGGACGAUAGUAAGCUGCAAAAGAGUAAGAACAAAAUUGUUAAAAGCGUCUUCGGUCGCGUCUUCGGUGGAGAGAAAAUCGACAAAGUAAAAGAGGUCCUGGACGACUGGCAGUCCCGCUCCGAGAACAACUCGUCCGAUGACAGUGAGAGCGAAAAAUCGACGAGACACUCGCGAUCACGGUCGAGGAAGAGUCUGCGCAACGGUGGCAGCAUCAAGAAGUCGGCAGAAGCUAGCGGAAGGAGUAGGCAGAGCAAGAAGCGCGCGGAGGAGUUAAUUUCCAGAGCGUUUAAUGACGACUCGCCAGUACCGGGUGGCAAGAUUCAAAGAUCAUCAAGGAGGAGUCAGGCGAAAUCGAUGAGUCCGUCCAACGACAAAUCGGAGAGCGACGAUGAGGAUGAUGAACAGGAGGAUGAGAAGAUUGAAAAACGAGCGGUAUCCAGUUCGAGGAGAGGCAAAAAGAGAACCAAUGCAAAGAACUUGGACUCGUCUAUCGUCGAAUCCAAGCAGGCCAAGUACCAGAGCAACGUGGAAGAUGACGAUGGGGAGGUCGUGAAUAAGUCCGAGGAAUCGCAGGUCUCGCAGUCGACAACCGGGCACCAGAAAGUUCAGUCUUGCGAGGUCGAGAACACCAACACCAACACAAACGAGGAGGACGAAGACGACGAGCUGAACAGCAGAAUGUCUGCGGUUUACGCCAGAGACACGAGCGAAGACGAAGAUAACACCCUUCGAUCCUCCUCCAGCAGCGAGCAUGACGUGGAGAAGCCAAGAGAGGAGUCGCGCAAGUCUCGCAAGAAAAAGAAAAUAUCGCGAAGAGUCUCCAGUGGUUUCACAAGUUCGGAGAAGGUAGUAAUCAGGUCUCCGCAAGUACUGGCUCGUCACGAAACCGACGCCGACGGACCAACCGAGGUGGUGACGAUCGCACCAACUGACGCCAUUGAGGAUAACGCGUUGGAUCUAGAAAUGUCUAUCGUGGAGAAAAUUCCGGAGAAGCCCGCGAGACAAACGACAAAGGUGCUCAAUUUCGACGAGGAACUGUUCGUCGAGUGCUGUUCGAGGUUGAAGGCCACCAGCGAGAAGGAGUUCAGAGGAGCCAAGAAGAUCAAGCUCGAUCACUCCGGAGAUCAGGCUGCCACCAGUGCUUAUCAUCAUCAGCAUCAUCACAGGAAAGACGAGCAGAUCGGCGGAUACAAGCCGACGAAGGACAGGUGGAGAGACGUGGAGAGCCAGAACAGUCUUGGAAGCUUGCUGGAGUCGGUUAAUCAGCUGCUGGGCGAAGAUUACAACAGCCGAGAGAAAGAAUACGCUUCGACGAGCCCAACCAAGCGCAGUCGUGGCCACCAUCACCACCAUCACCACCAUCACCAUCACCAUCACGGUCACAAUCGUCACCAUCACAGCCACCACCACAAUGUGGAACGAUCGGUGAGUCCAGAGGACAGCCAAGUACAGCGAGCAGCGGUCGACGACAACCUCGGCUACGACGACAGCCUCGAUGUCGCAUUCGAGCACAAUAACAAGCUGCGUAACAAAAUUCAACAACGGAUGCGCGAAAGCGAGAAUCUCAUCGCCACGUCCUUCGGUCAAAAGCACAGCAGUCCUGCACCAGCUGCCGAGGCUUACGACGGUUACGGAUACGAGUCGAAGACUAAGAUGAACAACGGGUUGGGAGGCUUGCUUGAUAAGGCGCUGUCGAACCUGUUGCAUCAUAAUGAAAAGCACGAUCACAACGGUUCGGCGCCAAUGAAGCUUUUAGCCGAAUUAGCUUGCGCUCGAGCACCGACCUCCACCACACCGACGGUACCCGAAAAACCACCAAAAUCCUCUCCGACGCACGAAGAGCUCGAUACAUCAACCGAGAUCCUGGAACCAGCCUAUGAGUCGCAUCGCGAAUUGAAAUCUCCAAAAAAAUCCAAGAAUCCCAUCAAAGAACUGUUCGAGCGCAAAAAAGAGCUCUAUGAUAAAAAGCAACAGCUCGAGAAGCUCAAGCUCUCGUCGCCAAAAUCAUCGGAAAAAUCUCGUAAGCAGAAAAAGGUCAAGGUAGUGCAACACAACAUCCCGAUAAUUCGCACGAGCCAGUACCGUGGGGGCAUAGCUGAGAGGAAGAAGCGCCGCGAUAUCGGCGGACUCCUGAGCAAAAAGAAGGACCAUCAAUCCAAAGAGAUUAAGGAUAUCUACGAUUUCGACGACGAAGAAAGCGUCAGUGAUCCUGGAUUCACUUCUGUUUUGUCCUAUCGUUCCAAAAUCGAUGAGCCGAGCAGAGAGUCGACCAUGAAUGCGUUACUCUCCAAGACCAUUGGAGAGACUCUAAUGAACGGAAAAUCCAUCGCUGCUAUGGGUGACAAUUUGAAGAAUAUGGUCGAUCGCAAAUUCAGAGACAUAGAGAAGUUCGCGCCGAAAGCUAAGACUCCGGUGAACGCUGUGGUCUGCGAAGAGAAACAACAACAGCCAAAUGUCAGAGGACCAAUGGACGUGUUCGUUGAAAGGCGACAGAAGUCGAAGCGCUCAUCCGGUGAACGCUCAUCUAGCAAACACGCCGGAAAAUCGAAGAGAAAGAGUGGAAAAGGUGCUAAGAAAAAGUCACGAAAUGCAUGGUACGAGGAUGACAGCUCAGAUGAGUUCGUAACCAAACUGAAAGCUGACGAUAUACAGGGUGUAGGAAUAUCUAAGAGCCAGAGGACUUGCUCUAAAGGCAAGCAAAAUCUUUUCGCGGAGAUAUCGUCGACUUCGUCGGAGAGCGAAUUCGAGAGGGAUUUGGGAGAUGAGGAUGAUUUCGAGCCGAAGCUCGUUGUUGCCGAACCUCCCAACAACGACGUUACAGACGAACAAGAAGGAACGAAGGAGAAAGAAAACUUGGCUAACGACGAAUCUCAGAACGUGGAAAGCCAUGAGGACGUUUGGCGAAGAUCUCGAGCGAAAAGCGACUCGCCUCUUCAUGAUCACAAAAAAUCAGAGUCUGAGGAACUCUCGGACCACCCAUUGGUGAUAGACGAAAAUCACAAGGAGCCAGCCGACAUUGAGCAGCGUACUAACAGCGAUGACGAGACAGAAGAACGCACUUUUGAGCUGGACGAUCUAUAUCGCGAGGACAGCUCGAUCGCCGAUUCAGAUCGCGAUGAAUUAUCAAUCGCAGCUGAAGACAAGUCGAACUCACUGCUCAAGGCUCCUGAAACAACGUCGCAAUCUUUACAGGACAAAAAAUCCUCUACGGAAAAUUAUAUCUCAAUCGAAGAUGCGCUGGAUUUACUUGAUCGUCCACUGGAGGAAACUUCAAAGAAGGGCCGAUCCUCUUCUUCUACUAUCACUGCUGUUAAACAAUUCACACCCGAUGUCUUUCAGAAGGACAAGAGAAUGCAAGAGAUCGAUGAUUCGCAGGACGAUGAUGAGGCGACACCUGCUGUUGCCACAAAACUAGAUGAACUACCGGAGAAACUAUCCGGCAACGAGAAGCCGCAGCGUCAACCUGAUAAUCUACCUCUUCACGUUUUUCUCAGUCGCAAAGUACAGGAGUCAAAAAAGCGAAAGCAACAGCAGGAGCUCAAAAAGCUUAUCGAAGAGCAGGAAAGAAUAAUGCUAGAUCUCCAGCCUACGAGACGUCAGCGAAAGUGCGCAAUAGGCAAGCAGGGGCUGCUCGCGGAAAUCAGCAGUUCAGAUGAGGAGCUCUCGAUACCCUACAAUAGGAAGUCUGGCGACAAAAGCGACAACAGUGAGAAAAUGCGAAACAAACAGAAGCAGCGUGAGUCCAAGGAAAAACGCAAAGAGAGAUAUAUAGAGAAAAAGCACGAACAGAUGAUCGCAAAAGAGCAGAAGGCUAUUGAGGAGGAAAUUAUGCGCGAACUUGAGGAGAAGAGGUUAAGCGCUGCUAGUGAGGCAUCUGGCUCUGAGAAGGACGAAAAGAAACCUACCCCGGAAGAAAUUUCUGCAGAAACUAGAGAGAAAACAUUUAUGCCUAAACACGACAAGGCCAGUCCUAAGAAACACUCGCACAAACAGAAGAGCCGUGAAAUUCUCGAUGAGAGCGACAGCUGCAACACAAAUAAGAUCAAGCGGCCGAAAUCCACAAUGAAAGCAACCACCGAUACCGAGAACGACGAAGUGAAUACCUCGAUCGAAGCUGCGCCGCCUAAGAAAAAACGCCCGGCGAACAAGUCGCCCCAGAAAGCUAAAAAGUCUCAACAAAAGGCGGAAUCGAAGACACCUAGUGAAUCCAAAAAGUCAAAACAAUCACCAAGCAAUGCGAGUCGCUCCAAGAGUCGGCCAACGUCGCUGAACCGUGGGAAAGAAACGAAAGAACAACAGUCGCGGGCUCUGAGCAACAAGCGAGAGUCUGAUCUUGACAGCGACGAAGAGCUAAAAGCUACCAAGUCCUGGAACAAAGUAGACGAAGGUGUAGGAGUCGCAAUCGGUCGCAGAAAACGCGCCGCUGCCAACCAGCUGUACUACUGGUCGAGUUCAAGCGAUGAUGAAGACGAGGAGAAGCAAUUGGCGGCGGCGAUGGCAGCUAGUGCUGCAGCCAGUGCGCAGGGAACAGCAGCGAACAACGUUCCUGUCACAACUGCGACGCUGGAUGUCCAGCAGGAGGACGACCGACAGGAGCAGCAUGGCUGGAUCGUCGGUGACUCGCACAAAAAAAUGAUCACGAUGCUCGCCAUGGAAAAACAGAUGAAGGAAAAACGUCGCAGAAGUGAGAACGAUGAGCAAUCCCCCGGAGGUGGCAAUAGUGCUCCUGCCGGUGGCAAGGGAAAAAGUAAAAAACACAGAAACAGCACGUCUUGAUACGUGUUUCAUGACUAAAAACUCUUGAGAUUGCGGGAAACAAAAUGACAGCUUAUUUUUGUAUAGACGCUUCUUCCACUUUUUAAUUUUUAUGAAACGAUUGUGUAAAAACUCUUUGAGCGAUGAGUCGAUUUUUUUAGGGAGAAUGAGUGAAUGAGAACAUACUUAAUGUUCGUUUGCAACGUAUGUAGUUUAAAGUAGUAAAAAAGGACUUGGUUUCCAAUGACAUUGAACAAGGCGUGAAAACUCUUAUAGAGGACGACGGCUGCUUCAAAGUUUGUCGGGGAAAAUUUUUUUUAUUAGCGUGACGAAGUUUUUUACACACACACACACACACACACGCGCGCCCACACACACACACACAUAUAUAUAUAUAUAUAUAUAUAUAUAUAUAUAUAUAUAUAUAUAUAUAGAAAAAAUUAGUAAGAGCUUUAUUGAUUUUACAAGCAAAUUUUGGUCGAUGCAAUAUUGUUUUUAAAGACUUUGUAUGUGCUGCAAAGUGAUUCUUUAUGUUGGCGUGCGAACGACUUCUAGUUAUUUUGAGCAACGAGAUAAUCGUCGAGAUCGUUUACUGAUAUUAGCUGUAGUAGCGUGUUUAUAAUGAUGGCAGGAAGUGUUAGUGAGAGUAUGAAAACAUAAAAAAUCCGUGCCGACAGACGACGGCGAAGAGAAAAAGGAGCAGCUUUUUAGCCACGGUUUAUUCGUAUACCUGUACGUGUAGCUCCUUUUCUUACCUUGUACGCAAGAGCCGCGGGUUGUAUCCGCGGCCAGCUUAGAUGAAAACAAAUACAAAAAAAUACCCGUUAGCAUAAUUUUCUUUUGUGAUUCUUGCAUUAUAGAGCAGUAAAUUUGCACUCUUAGGUAGCGUUUAAGUUUAGUCAUCUUACGUUUUAGUCGAGACGAAGCACUACUGCCAACGAGCUCCUGUUCAACACAUUAAAUUUAAUUUUCUUUCUAUUUAAUCUAAGAUUUUAUUUUACCAUGAUUAGCUAAUCGUGCGAAGUCUGCGAUUCUUGAUUUAAGUACUCUUCCUUUUCUACGUGAAUUUAAAAAUAGCAUGUUGUACGAAAUAAAAGAAAUGUAACAUUAAGGUGUAAGGAUAUAAAAAAUGCAUUGUACAUACAUAGUUGCUUGGCGUGUAACAGUAGAGAGUACAUUUCUUUUCUCAUCGUAUUCAAGAUGUAUAAUUACAUGAAAACAAGAAAAACAAAACACCGCGUAUAUUGUAAUAAUUGUAACUUUGUAAACUUAGAAUGAAAUGCAAAGCGACGAAAAAUAAAAAAAAAAAAUAUAAAUUCACAGCAAGGCGAGAGCAAAAGAGAAAACAAACAUUAUAAGGCACUCUUAGACAAUAUUAGAGAAAUCUUGGUUUUUUAAGCAUUGUUAAUUUUCUUUCUCUCGUUUGAAUUUUAGUGCAAGGACUCUGUGUGUGAUGAUAGGCAAAGCAAAUUAUGAGAAAAAAAGAAAAAUAAUAAAAAAAGUAAAUAAAUUUAAUCGAUUGGGCUUAAAUUGUCCUAAAGUCCAAUCGACUUCUGUGCUUUUCUUCUAAGCUUAUCGGGUUUCGCAACAUAUCGCAGGAUCUUAGAGAAUCAAAGACCGAGAUUGUUGAAAAUUUGCUUAUUAUAAGGAAAAAUUUACACAUUUAAAAUUUAAAGUCAUCGACGUGCGUUUAUAUAGUCGAUGCUUGUAAUGUUCUAAGAAAGUCUUCGCUUCGAUUCCUCACUACUUUUCCAUUGUUUCCCAUUUUCAAUGUGUUCGACAAAGCGUCUAGAAGUCAUAUCGCAAUAUGUCAGUUAAUUGAUGUAGUCUAUUGAUUUAAGUAACAUUGAAAAAUGGUUGUUUUUAGUUUGCAUAUAGCGAAAUAUAUGUAGCAUUGAAUCCAGAGACAGAAAACGAGAAUAUAGAUUAUUUGAUUUUUCUUCCUUGUGGUACAUAUAAUGAAAUUAUGCAUUACACGUAUAACAUAAAUAUGAUAAUUAUGCGAAUGAUAAUAGACUCUAUUGUAAAUUUACUGCCAUAAUCAUAUAUUAUCGUACGAAAGCCUAUGAGAAUACCUAUUAUAUAAUAUUACAAUUUUAAUUAUUCCUGUAAAGACGAGAUGUUACACAUCCAGUGUAAAUAGAGCAUAUUUUCAAUGUGUCUGGAAAAGUAUGUUUUGUAAUAUAAGCAUUGCGAGAGGAAAAAUAAAAUUACUAAAGAUA
This is a messenger RNA of Nasonia vitripennis (jewel wasp), 17556 nucleotides long. RefSeq names its product microtubule-associated protein futsch. The record is from RefSeq and is a predicted model, not a curated record. Bases 788 to 15355 code for a protein of 4855 amino acids. Lineage: Eukaryota; Metazoa; Arthropoda; Insecta; Hymenoptera; Pteromalidae. Gene Ontology annotation, cellular component: nucleus. The transcript has 10 exons. Gene Ontology annotation, biological process: regulation of transcription by RNA polymerase II. Gene Ontology annotation, molecular function: DNA-binding transcription factor activity, RNA polymerase II-specific; RNA polymerase II transcription regulatory region sequence-specific DNA binding.